AGGAUACACACUCUUGGGUCAGACUGGUCAGUUUUUCAGACAUAUGGUUGCAUGAGGGAGGUUACACCGUGUGUACCGGUUGUUUGAGAUCAGAAGAGAGGGGUAAGGACAGGGUGUCGUGCGUGUUCUCGUCCCUGCUGGUCGGGGUACGAGUAGGGAGCUGGCCUCCCCAAAGAGACGAAUCUUCAGAAUCUUAUUUUGUCCCACUUUUGUUCCCACUGAAGAAAGUGAAAUAAAUGCAGAUGGAGGCGGAAGGCUACAUAAAGGAAUUCACCCGCCACUCUAACGAUGUUUUGCUGAACUUAAAUGAACUGCGGCGUCGGGACAUUCUGACAGAUGUCACGCUGCUACUGGGCACCGCAAAGCUGCGUGCCCAUUGCGCUGUGCUCAUAGCAUGCAGUGGAUUCUUCUACUCUCUCUUCUCUCAUCGUGUGGCUUGUGGUGAGCGAGGCUUUUCUCUUACCCUUCCGGAGGGGCUGGACGCGGGCAGCGUGUCCCUGUUGCUGGACUUCAUGUACACCUCCCGACUUCGUCUCACGCCCCGUACCGUGUCUGGAGUGCUUGCCGCCGCCACCUACCUGCAGAUGGAGCAUGUCGCAGACACCUGCCGAGCAUUCAUUCAGCACAGUGAGACGGUCUCCGUAAGUCCCUGUUUGAUGGAGCCAGCCCCCAGAGCGGCCCUUGGUGGCAGGUCGCCACCUGUGCAUUCCACCGUCUUCUCCUCCCCAUCCAGGCCUUCAGCUGAUGCAGAAGAUCCAAGCCCAGACCGAGCCAGGGUUCCGGGAGAGAGCUGUGCCUCCCUGGAUCCAAGAACUAGCCUGAAAUUAGAAGAACCUGUAUCCUCUCCUCCAAAUCCUUCCACCCCAUUCCAAGACAGUCCUUCUGAUUCCAGUGGCCAUCCCAAUUCACCUUCUGAGUCCAGCAGCUGCAGUAUAUCUCCCCAACUAAAGAAGAGAUCUGAAUCUAAGCCUACUCCUGAUCCUAAAACCUGUAACUGGAAGAAGUACAAAUAUAUUGUCCUCAACCCUCUGUGUGCCACACCUAUAAAGGAGGAGCGGCCUGGAGAGAAGCAUCAAGCACAAAGCCACUUCCCCUAUGUCAGUGAUAGGAUGGAAGCCUCAUCUAAGGCACCCAAUGAUGUAUGGACAGGAGAGGUGCCUAAUAGGAAAAGCUCAUCCAAUCAAUACAGUGCAUCACAGCCAAAAAUAUAUUUUACUCCCCAUCAUGAUAUCGACCGCAAUUUGCAACCUUUGACCCUUUCAAUGACCGAGGACAAAAGUCUCUGCAGUCCUUAUCUUUGUACACCACUUUUGGAAAUGGCUAAUCAGAGGGGUCAUUUGUUAGGCCAACAUCCAAUCAAGUUUGAGAACCUCUCUACACAGCUCAGUUGCUCUGGAAAUAAUGGCAACACAAAACCUUCCUGCACAGGAGACAAGCCAUACCGCUGUAAUGUGUGUGGGGCGCAGUUCAACCGGCCUGCUAAUCUAAAGACCCAUUCCCGCAUCCACUCUGGAGAAAAGCCCUACCGCUGUGACACCUGCAGAGCCAGAUUUGUCCAGGUUGCUCACCUGCGUGCUCAUGUUCUGAUCCACACCGGGGAAAAGCCGUACCCAUGUAACACCUGCGGAACCCGUUUCCGCCACCUGCAGACGCUGAAGAGUCACCUGCGUAUUCACACUGGAGAAAAGCCUUACAGCUGUGAGAAAUGUCACCUGCAUUUCCGUCAUAAGAGCCAGCUGAGGCUGCAUCUGAGACAGAAACAUGGAGCAAUCACCAACACCAAGAUCCGUUACAAGGUUCUGGCUGACCCGUACCAACCUGGGCCCACUCUGCUACAAGCUUGCUGAAAGCUACUUUUAUGCAUGGGUAGCAUCUAAAUGCUUAUUCUUAAAAUCUGCAGAUAGUUAAAAAUCCAUACAUAUGAGCUGAGGAUUGAUGGAUCUGUAAAACAGUAUUGUAAAGCAUUUUAAGAAGUGGAGUGCUGCAUUCGAGGAGCGCAUUACAAUAAAUAUACCGGAGAACACAUGCUAGACCUCCAAGAAUGCAGUACUCCUGCACUAGAUGUGCUGACGAUUCCCUUCAUUAUUUGUUAAAAUAGUAUUAUUUAUUUUGCUUGGCUGAGAAUUAUCUCUGUUUCUCAUGUUCAUUUAAAUCAUGUUUUGUGUAAUUGCAAAAAGUAUUUUCUUUUUAUUUAUUUUUUUGUCAAAGACAUUUUCUAGCAAAAUGGGAAUUUGUUUGGUGAGUAAAACAUGUGGCAGGUGAAAUGAAUGUAAUUCUAACAUUCAAAAGGGAAUGUUAGGACCAAUGGGAAACUUUAACAAUUAUUUUCCAAAUAUUUGUUCAGUUAUGAAGUUAAAGAUGGUUUGUGGCGUGUGUAGCGGUUAAGUAGUUCAAGAGAGAUGUGAGAGCGGAAUAAAAGUAAAAACGAGCAGAGCAUGGAAUUCUGCAAAGAUGUAGGAGAGAUAACGAAGGGAAAAUAGAUUAAUAAAGAAAGUGUAAUGAGGGAAUUAAGCAUGUUUGAGAAAGAUGAGACAAAAUACAUUUUUUUUCCAAUAUGCUGUCAUUUUAUUAUCUAUUUAUUUUUCAUUAUUAUUACUUUGUAUUUUUACCUAUUCAGAGAGAGUGCUUUUUUUUCUUUCUUUCUUUUUUUUCUCAUUAAUUCUUCUUCUUCUUCUUUUGUAAUAGUAGAAUAACCAGAAUGGGGGCAAACUUAAAUAUAACCUUAUAGUUGCUUAUUUAAUGCCAGUUAUUCAGUUAUUAUAUCUUAAUGUACUAAUUUAAAAGGCCUGGAGCCUAUUUAUUUUUAAGCAAUAAUCUCAGAGGAUUAGCCUCUUAGUGUAUCCCCAGCUGUAUUUUACUGAUAGUUUUGUUUGAGAGAUCAGACUGUGAUGUUUAUGGUGUAUGACAGUUUAAUCCAAGCAGUAGUCCAAGUAGUCCAAGCAGGUUGAGGACUCUCACUAGCCAAACAAAGAUAAGUGUAAAAAGUGAUGAUGAGGAUAAUAAUAUCGACAAUAUUGUGUAACGCUCUUUUGCUGGACAAAGACAAGAUCAUUUAUAUAUACAUAAAUUAAAAUUAAAUUAAUUUCUCUUA
Myxocyprinus asiaticus (Chinese sucker) is the source of this 3091-nucleotide messenger RNA. RefSeq names its product B-cell CLL/lymphoma 6 member B protein-like. The transcript is spliced from 12 exons. The record is from RefSeq and is a predicted model, not a curated record. Gene Ontology annotation, molecular function: protein binding; DNA-binding transcription factor activity, RNA polymerase II-specific; RNA polymerase II cis-regulatory region sequence-specific DNA binding. NCBI's taxonomy places the organism in Eukaryota, Metazoa, Chordata, Actinopteri, Cypriniformes, Catostomidae. The coding region runs from base 237 to 1847 and encodes 536 amino acids. Gene Ontology annotation, biological process: regulation of transcription by RNA polymerase II.